Messenger RNA from Cladophialophora bantiana CBS 173.52, 1323 nucleotides. RefSeq lists its product as uncharacterized. The transcript is spliced from 2 exons. NCBI's taxonomy places the organism in Eukaryota, Fungi, Ascomycota, Eurotiomycetes, Chaetothyriales, Herpotrichiellaceae. Bases 1 to 1323 code for a protein of 440 amino acids. Gene Ontology annotation, molecular function: NADP binding; N,N-dimethylaniline monooxygenase activity; flavin adenine dinucleotide binding. The record is from RefSeq and is a predicted model, not a curated record.
AUGACCUUCAGUCCUUUCUUCUGGCUCUACGCCAUUCUGCAAUGGGUUCUCGACAAGAUAUUUUCGCCAAACCCACCACCUCCUGAUGUGCACCUCCGUCGUCCUAAAAUUGCAGUGAUCGGUGCUGGUCUCACUGGUGUCUCUGCAGCAGCCCACUGUGUUGGCCACGGUUUUGAGGUGACUAUAUUUGAGGCCGAAGAUCAAAACCACGUCGGCGGAAUCUGGACACAAGUGAAUACAACUUCUGGCCUCCAAAUCCACAGUAUCAUGUACCGGUUCCAUCCCUCUGUUCAAUGGACCAGAGGUUACCCAGAGCAACACCAGAUCGUCGAUCAAGUCCACCAAUUGUGGCACCGAUACGAACUCGAUCAGAGAACGGUGUUCAAUACAAAAGUCGAGAAGGUCUACAAGGAUCAGCAAGGCCGGUGGAUCAUCAACAACCCUUCGAAUGGCCGGUUUGAUGGUAUCAUACCGGCAAUUGGGACCUGUGGGGCUCCGAAAAUGGCGCAUUUGCCAGGCCAAGAGACCUUCAAGGGGGACAUUUUCCAUUCUUCAGCCUUGGACGGUAAAGAUGCAAAGGGCAAGAGGAUCCUCAUCGUUGGAGGUGGCGCCAGUGCGGUUGAGGCAUUAGAGUGGGCUGUUAACACGGGAGCUGCAGAAAUUAAGGUGCUGGCAAGAUCCGACAAAUGGAUUAUUCCCAGAAACGCUCUGGUGGAUGCACUUCUUGCCUUCAACGUAUUCGGUCAAGAGACCCUACUGUCAUGGAUUCCUGAGAAUCUCCUACGCAUAUUUUUCUACCGCGACCUCAGAGAUAUAGCGCCGGCAGAUCAGGGCCUAUUCACGGAGACCCCCAUGGUCAACUCGGACAUCUUCAAGCAAAUACGUGCCGGGAAAGCAGCUUGGCUCCGGGGAGAUAUGGAGGAGGUGCGCGAAAACGGUAUCUUCUUCAACCACCGCGCUAAGGGUGUACCCAAAGGAGGCCCCGGGCGGCACAAGCUGGUCGAGGGGGAUAUGAUCAUCAUGGCGACCGGUUACAAACGUCCAAGCCUCGACUUUUUGCCCGACGACGUUUUUGCCGAUGGCUAUCAGCCCCCGCGAUGGUUUCUCCAGUGCUUUCCUCCGGCAGCGCCUUCAAUUUGCGCAAUCAAUUCGACCUACGUAUCGGCCAUCGGAACCGUUGGCAAUUACCAUAUUGGGAUCUACACCCGGAUGCUCUUGACGUUCCUGAUCGACCCUCUGACGACUCCUCGAACUUGGUGGAUGGAGCGAUGGGUGGACUUUACCAGUGCGAUAAAAUCGUUGGCUCCAACAAAAAGCCUUUGA